CAAUGCCAUGCAAGACAUUACUGCUUAUAUAUAAACAUAAAAUGGGUUUGUCUCUAUGGUAGCGAUGGGAGGCUGUAAAAUGAUCGUUGGUUUGAUCUUGAUGGGGUGUUUGCUGGUUAAUAAUGGAGUCGAUGGAGCGAACAAGAAGGUGGACGUUGGAGCGUCGUUUAUAUUUGGCGAUUCACUGGUUGAUGCAGGAAAUAAUAACUAUUUAUCGACCUUGUCUAAAGCUAAUCUUCGUCCCAAUGGCAUUGAUUAUACUCUUUCUGGAGGCAACCCCACUGGCCGCUUUACCAACGGUCGAACCAUCGGUGACAUCGUCGGUGAGGAGUUAGGAAUACCAAACCACGCAGUGCCAUUUCUAGACCCAAACGCCACCGGCAAAUCAAUAUUGUACGGCGUUAACUAUGCAUCCGGCGGUGGCGGAAUUCUCAAUGCAACCGGAAGGAUCUUCGUAAACAGACUGGGAAUGGACGUUCAAGUCGAUUUCUUCAACAUUACAAGAAAACAGUUCGAUAAAAUCUUGGGUCCAUCAAAAGCAAGAGAUUACAUAUCCAAAAAGUCCAUAAUUUCCAUCACAAUCGGAGCCAACGAUUUCUUGAACAAUUAUCUCCUUCCGGUGCUCUCCAUCGGCGCCAGAAUCUCCCAAAGCCCCGACUCCUUCAUCGAUGACAUGAUCGCUCAUCUCAAGAACCAGCUCACUAGACUUUACAACAUGGAUGCUCGAAAGUUCGUGGUGGGGAAUGUCGGGCCCAUCGGAUGCAUACCCUAUCAGAAGACCAUCAACCAGUUGAACGAAGACCAAUGCGUUGAUUUGGCCAACAAAUUGGCACUUCAAUACAACGCCAAGUUGAAGGAUUUGCUUGCCGAUCUCAACAAAAAACUCCCUGCCUCCACUUUUGUGUAUGCCAAUGUCUAUGACCUUGUCAUGGACCUCAUCGUCAACUAUGACAAUUAUGGGUUCAAGACGGCUAGUAGAGCGUGUUGUGGGAAUGGAGGGCAGUUUGCAGGUAUAAUACCAUGCGGGCCUCAAUCAAGCUUGUGCACAGAGAGAUCAAGGCAUGUGUUUUGGGAUCCUUACCAUCCCAGUGAAGCUGCCAAUCUCAUUAUUGCCAAGAAAUUGCUGGAUGGAGACCAUAAAUACAUCUUCCCUCUUAAUCUUAGACAGCUUCGCGACCUCUAAUAGUCAUAAUCAGGAACAACAAAGCUCCAAUUUGA
Cucurbita moschata (crookneck pumpkin) is the source of this 1218-nucleotide messenger RNA. RefSeq names its product GDSL esterase/lipase At2g23540. Bases 56 to 1183 code for a protein of 375 amino acids. The transcript has 5 exons. Gene Ontology annotation, molecular function: hydrolase activity, acting on ester bonds. NCBI's taxonomy places the organism in Eukaryota, Viridiplantae, Streptophyta, Magnoliopsida, Cucurbitales, Cucurbitaceae. The record is from RefSeq and is a predicted model, not a curated record.